Magnolia sinica is the source of this 2928-nucleotide messenger RNA. RefSeq names its product receptor protein kinase-like protein ZAR1. Bases 226 to 2352 code for a protein of 708 amino acids. Gene Ontology annotation, molecular function: ATP binding; protein binding; protein kinase activity. The record is from RefSeq and is a predicted model, not a curated record. Gene Ontology annotation, biological process: protein phosphorylation. NCBI's taxonomy places the organism in Eukaryota, Viridiplantae, Streptophyta, Magnoliopsida, Magnoliales, Magnoliaceae. The transcript has 2 exons.
UUUGCAGGUGGCAUCUCCUCCCUCUCUCUCCCUCUCUCUCUCUCUCUGUCUCAGAGUCUUCUUCCUUUCUUUCUAGAACAUUUCAACCCCUCUUUCUGCUAAUUCCAUACACUCAUAUGCAUUUCAUUGAAGGAUUUCAUCAAAGAGGUGAGCAAAAACUCCAUCUUUCCAUUUCAAUCUCCUCACCCCUCUCCAACGGUCAUAUUUCCACUUGAAAUCCCACCCAUGGAUUUCUCUCUCUUUUCUUUUCUUUUUCUUAUCCUCCUCCAAUUCUUCAAACCCCACUCUCUUGUAGAUUGCCUGAAUGAUGAAGGUUCUGCUCUUCUCUCAUUCAAGCAAUCGAUCCAACAAGACCCAGAAGCUUCCUUAAGCAACUGGAAUUCAUCUGAUGAGAACCCAUGUUCAUGGAAUGGGAUUUCAUGCAGCAGAGAUCGAAAGGUAUUUUCCAUUAGCAUUCCCAAGAAAAGGCUUUUGGGUUUUGUCUCUCCAGUUCUUGGGACUCUUCCUUUCCUUAGACAUGUCAAUCUGAGGAAUAACAAGCUCCAUGGAAGUCUGCCCAUCGAGCUCUUUGAUGCAAAGGGCCUCCAAAGCUUGGUUCUUUAUGGUAAUUCCUUAUCUGGGUCUCUCCCUGCUGAGGUUGGGAAGCUUAAAUUCCUCCAGAUGUUGGAUUUAUCAGAGAAUUCUCUCAACGGCUCGAUACCCAUUUCCUUGCUUGAAUGCAAGAGGCUAAGGACCCUGAAUCUUGGCCGAAACAACUUUACGGGUUCUCUGCCAAUUGGAUUUGGUGGUAGCUUGACCGCGUUGGAAAAACUCGAUCUUUCCUAUAACGGAUUGAACGGUUCGAUUCCUAUUGAUAUUGGUAAUCUUUCUAGCCUUCAAGGGACGGUUGAUCUGUCACAUAACCAUUUCUCAGGAACAAUCCCGGCGGGCCUCGGAAACCUGCCGGAGAAGGUUUACAUCGACCUGACUUAUAACAAUCUAAGCGGUCCCAUACCCCAGAAUGGGGCUUUAGUGAAUAGAGGCCCGACAGCGUUUAUUGGGAACCCAGAGCUCUGUGGCCCACCAUUGAAGAACCCGUGUUCUUCCGACGCAAGCAGUCCGUCCUCAAUUCCUUUUCUACCGAAAAACUACCCACCACAGUUGUCGGAUGGCGAUAAUUUGGGUCAGAGCAGCAAGAGGAGAGGCUUGAGUAGAGGUGCGGUGGUUGGGAUUGUGGUGGGUGAUGUCGUCGGCAUCGGUCUUAUUGGGUUGGUGUUCUUUUACUGUUACUGGCAGGCACUUUCAUGUAGGGGUAGGGAGGAGGGAGGUACUUCUGACAAGGGGCAAAGGGGUAGAAAGGAAUGUUUGUGUUUUAGGAAAGAUGACUCAGAGACUCUAUCUGAAAACGUCGAGCAGUUCGACCUUGUUCCAUUGGAUAUGCAGGUUGGUUUUGAUUUGGAUGAGCUUCUGAAGGCAUCAGCGUUUGUUUUGGGGAAGAGCGGGAUUGGGAUUGUUUACAAGGUUGUGCUUGAAGACGGGCUGACAUUGGCAGUGAGGAGAUUGGGGGAAGGGGGUUUACAGAGGUUUAAAGAGUUUCAGACAGAGGUAGAAGCGAUUGGAAAGCUCAAACACCCGAAUAUCGUUACACUUAGAGCUUAUUACUGGUCGGUUGACGAGAAGCUUUUGAUCUAUGAUUACAUUCCCAAUGGCAGUCUUGCUGUUGCAAUUCAUGGGAAGACUGGGAUGGUGGCAUUUUCACCCCUUUCAUGGCAUACCCGACUGAAAAUAAUGAAGGGAAUUGCGAAGGGCUUGGCUUAUCUGCAUGAAUUCAGCCCGAAGAAGUACGUCCAUGGGGAUCUAAAGCCCACGAAUGUUCUACUUGGGCUAAACAUGGAACCAUACAUAUCUGAUUUUGGGCUCGGACGCCUUGCUAACAUCGCAGGAGGAUCACCCACAGUGCAAUCCAAUCGGAUGGGUGUCGAAAAACAACCAUCAGAAGUCUCAGAUAGUCUGGCCAUGAGUCCCGAAUCUUGUUAUCAAGCUCCUGAAGCCUUGAAACUACUAAAACCAUCACAGAAGUGGGAUGUUUACUCCUAUGGAGUGAUUUUACUAGAACUUAUCUCAGGAAGAUCACCAAUUGUUCUUUUGGGCACUUCCGAAAUGGAUUUAGUUAGAUGGAUACAGGUCUGUAUCGAGGAGAAGAAGCCACUUUCGGAUGUUUUAGACCCGUUUUUAGCUCGGGAAGUGGAGAGAGAAGACGAGAUGGUUGCUGUGCUGAAAAUCGCUUUAGCUUGUGUUCAGACCAAUGCUGAAAGAAGACCUCUGAUGCGGCAUGUUUCAGAUGCUUUGGACAGGUUGAACACUGAUGGCUGAGAAAGACCCACAAAUCCAUUUAAGCUUGAAAAUUGAAUGUAUGUUCAGAGCUGUAUUUGGAUGUGCUAUUGAAUUGAAUUGCAAUAACUAGUUCAAAAAAAUGGAAAUGACCAAAUUACAGGUACCCUCCUUACUAUUACAUCAAUGGACUAUGCUCCAAUUACAAUCUGCAUUCUUUUCAAGUUGGACCUGCAAGGAAUGCAAUUAAGAACUGACAGUUAAUUACUCCUUGUGAAUAGAAAGGCACUUAAAAUUUUGGUCAUUACCCCUCUAUUGAACUAAUUAUUGCAAUUCAAUUCAAUAAUGCAUCCAAAUGCAACCUCAAAUGACGAUUUUAAGAGAUAGUUCCCAAUAGCAACCAAAACCCACCAUUUCAUAUCAGAUAAAGGGACUGCAUUUUCGUAAAUGAGCCUGGUUGAGCUUUCAGAGCAAGGAAGAAUACUAUGGUAUGGAAACCACCACAGCUUUUCCUUUUUAGUUCUUCUUACAUUUGCGUCAAUAGAGAUAGAUUUUCCUAUAAUUACGUUCUCCUGGAAUGGUUUGUUCAGUUUCAUAGCUAUUUGUCUUUGUACUUUA